AUGUCGGUAGCAAACGGAAUAAAACUUUAUUCUUGUAGUACUCCUAACGGAUACAAGGUCUCAAUCUUAUUAGAAUUGUUAGGACUUAAAUAUGACGCCCAGUAUAUCGAUAUCAGCAAGAACGAACAAAAGGCAGACUGGUUUCUUAAGAUGAACCCUAAUGGUAGAAUUCCAACUUUGGUUGAUUCGAGUACUGGAAUCACUAUCAGUGAAACUGCAGCAAUUAUGCAAUACCUUGUGGACACUUACGAUAAAAGUCAUAGAUUCUCGUACGAAAUGGGCUCGAAGAAUUACUACUUACAAUUGGAAACAUUGUACUUCCAAAUGGCAGGAUUAGGCCCAAUGCAAGGCCAGGCAAACCACUUUGUUAAGUUUGCUCCUGAGAAAAUUGAAUACGGUGUCAAUAGAUAUACAGCUGAAACAAAGAGAUUGUAUUCAGUAGUCGAAGAGUACUUGAAACGUAACCAGAGUAACGGUUUAUACCUUGUGGGAGAUCACUAUUGUAUUUCUGACAUUGCAGUCUUUUCGUGGGCCAAGUUUUUGAGUGGUCUUGAUAUUGACAUCAAACAAUGGCCUUUGACCAGUAAAUGGUUUGAUGCCUUAGAUAAAUUGCCAGAAGUUGAAAAAGGGCUCACAGUACCAAGGGAAUCCCCUUUCCUCAAAAAGAAUUAG
Molecule: messenger RNA, 672 nt
Organism: Debaryomyces tyrocola
Lineage: Eukaryota; Fungi; Ascomycota; Pichiomycetes; Serinales; Debaryomycetaceae
Source: the annotation of a GenBank genome assembly